Messenger RNA from Limulus polyphemus (Atlantic horseshoe crab), 667 nucleotides. RefSeq lists its product as uncharacterized. Bases 71 to 667 code for a protein of 198 amino acids. The record is from RefSeq and is a predicted model, not a curated record. The transcript has 6 exons. Lineage: Eukaryota; Metazoa; Arthropoda; Merostomata; Xiphosura; Limulidae.
AAAAUAAGUUACAUUUGUUAUAUCGUUAUUCAAGUGUGAUGGUGACACAAUAGGUGAAAAAAAAAACCCAAUGGCAAACAGGUUAAUCAUACUUCUGCUUGUUUAUCAGCUGUUUUCUCACUCGUCUGGAGAUGUGCGGAUGCUGUUAGAUAACAUUAUUUUUAGUCACGUGGCACCUCAUCUUGCCAAACUACUACAAAACACCACUGAGUUACUAGAAGGAUGGAUAGAAGAUAAACAGUACUCUACAACUACGGACAUAUUUAAGUCAAGCUAUGUGACCCAACCUUUAGAAGAGAUCUUGGACCUUGUCCACGUUACGUUGCAUAAAUUAUUAGAAAUAAGUAGGUUUGGGCCUAACCUACUGGUAUCGCCUGAAACAACGGAGGACGCUUUGAAUAACAUCGAUAACAUCAUAGAUCACCACGAAGAAAACAUGCGUAUUUUAACAAACACAGUUGAAACAAGGCUCUGGACCUUGGAGAAAGCUCUUACAUAUCCAGCUAAAUUGGCUGUAAGCGACGUAAAAAUAUCUAGACAUACAAGCCAGGUAAAUGCAUUUUCUAAGAAGACUUUUCUCACUCUUCUGGGCAAUUUCUUGAAGUUAACAUCGAAGUUCAAAACAAAUAUUAGUCAUACAUCUUUUACAGAUACUGAAAAAUUUUAG